AUGAAGAUAGAUGCUCUCACCAGAAAGUUCGACGCACUCACAGUGAGCCAGUCCAUUAAUGCAGCCAAUGCAUUCAAUGUUGAUAGUUGUUCCAUCUGUGCUAGUCAUUUGCACUUAGCACAGAACUAUCCGUCUUUACCGGCUUUUGUCGAGUGCACGAUGGAACAAGUGAACGCUUUCAAUGAUUAUAGGAAGCAAUCAAGUGGACCAUAUUUGGAAACCUAUAAUCUGGGGUGGAGGAACCACCCCAAUUUCUCAUGGAAGCAAAACCAAUUGAUGAAUCAGGAAAGAGCUCCUCUUCAUGCUCAAAAUCAAUACCCUCAAGGAUUUCUUCCACUGGUUCCGAAUCAUAGUCGCUCGGCUCAUCCAACGCCACCUUCGGCAUUCCAAGCUCCCAAUCAAGUGUCAGCAUCCUCUUCACAGUCAUCUCUGGAAGAUACUCUCAAGGAAUUCAUGAAGCUCACCGGUCAAUCCAUAAGUGAAGUAAGGAAUGCUAGCAUGGUAAACACCCAAGCAAUUGCUAAGAUGAAGAGUCAAAUCGGACAAAUAGCAAAUCACUUGGGUGAAAGAGAGAAGGGAAAGUUCCCAAGUCAGCCCGUGCUCAACCCUAAGGGACAAUUUAUGGUUGGAAACUCUUCAAAUCCUGCGCAUGGGCAGGAACAUGUGCAAGCAAUUGUCACACUUAGGUCAGGGAGACAAGUGGACAAUAAAGUGGUUCAACAAGAAGUGAACCCUGUUGUGUCGGAAGGGCAAGAAAGUCCCAACAGUGAGGGAAGAGAUGUUGAGCCUUCAAGAGUCACACCCAUUGUUGAGGAUCCCCCAAGGAAGUUUAUUCCUAAAGCGCUUUACCCUGAAAGAUUGCAAGCGCCUAAGAAAGGAGGGAAAUUUGAGGACAUUUUGGAGGUGUUCAAGCAAGUCCAAAUUAAUAUUCCGUUUUUGGAUGCCAUCCAACAAGUGUCAUCAUAUGCCAAGUUCUUGAAGGACUUGAUCACUGUCAAGAGGAGGACAAAUGUCUCGAAGAAGGUGUUUUUGACAGAGCAGGUAAGCUCAAUUCUGCAAUGUAGAGCUCCCAUUAAGAAUAAGGAUCCUGAAAGUCCUACCAUUUCUUGCAUGAUUGGGGACAACCGCAUGGAGAAAGCCCUUUUGGAUUUGGGAGCUAGUGUAAAUUUUCUGCCUUAUUCGGUAUAUCUGCAGUUGGGUUUAGGGGAAUUGAAACCCACAUCAGUGAAACUGCAGUUGGCAGACUGA
Messenger RNA from Corylus avellana, 1248 nucleotides. Lineage: Eukaryota; Viridiplantae; Streptophyta; Magnoliopsida; Fagales; Betulaceae. The record is from RefSeq and is a predicted model, not a curated record.